Molecule: messenger RNA, 3725 nt
Organism: Electrophorus electricus (electric eel)
Lineage: Eukaryota; Metazoa; Chordata; Actinopteri; Gymnotiformes; Gymnotidae
Gene: dhx35
Product: DEAH-box helicase 35
Cellular component (GO): intracellular anatomical structure; catalytic step 2 spliceosome
Molecular function (GO): RNA binding; ATP binding; helicase activity
Source: RefSeq, a predicted model, not a curated record
UGUGUCCAUAAUGCUUUAUACACCCUGAUAUUUCUAGACCUGUGAUGCUGCAGUCUUAUUAAUCAACAGAGGGAGACGUCAUUCUGAUCAGCUGCACGUUUGGUGAUCUUUUGUACCUUUAUUACACACCUGUGACAAGUGUUGUACAGCUAAGACUGCAGGCUUUGGUUUACUGGACCUCCAUGAGGUGGCAGACGCAGUCGCUGUCGUGUACGCACCCCAGCGUGGGCGGAACUGUGCGCAAUAAAAGCAACCUAAACGCUCCCGAGUCUUCUCUUCUUCAGCCGGACGCCUGCGGUCUUCAUGCUUCACGCUGCGGCUCUGAGCACCGCGCGAGUUCAUUUCCGGUCCGCGCGCGCGCUGUCGCCCCCUCGCGCACAGAGUGACGCGCCCGCUAAAGUUUCGCCAAGUCAAGAUGACGUAGUUGCACAAGAUGGCGGCGCCCCGCUCCACGAUGAAAUUUUGGAAACCCGGGUCCGAGGCGCCCGGGGUGUCCGAGGAGCGCGAGCUGCCCACGGAGACCGCGGCGAGCGCCGUCGUGCACAACCCUCACGCGGCGCUGUCGGUAGAGAAGCAGCGGCAGAAGCUGCCCGUGUUUAAGCACAGAAACAACAUCCUGUACCUCGUGGAAAGCUAUCAAACCGUCGUGAUUGUCGGGGAGACCGGAUGUGGGAAGAGCACUCAGAUUCCCCAGUAUCUGCUGGAGGCAGGCUGGGCUGCGGAGGGGAAGGUGAUCGGUGUGACUCAGCCUCGGCGUGUGGCAGCUACCUCAGUGGCUAACCGGGUAGCAGAGGAGCGAGGUGCUCAUCUUGGACAUGAGGUGGGCUACAGCAUCCGCUUUGACGACUGUUCAGAUCCUCAUGCCACUCGCAUAAAGUUCCUCACGGACGGGAUGUUGGCGCGGGAGAUGAUGGCAGACCCUCUGCUGCAGGCGUACAGUGUGCUGAUGCUGGACGAAGCCCAUGAGCGAACUCUCCACACUGACAUCGCCAUCGGACUGCUCAAGAAGAUUCAAAGGAAGAGGAGAGAUCUGAGGGUGAUUGUAGCAUCUGCUACGCUGGAUGCCAAGAAAUUUCAAAACUUUUUCAAUCUGAAUGAAAGUGGAGACCCAAACAAGGACACAUGUGGUAUCGUGAGUGUGGAGGGCCGUACGUUCCCGGUGGACAUCUUCUACACGCUCAGCCCUGUCCCGGACUAUGUGAAGGCUACCGUGGAAACUGUCCUGAAGAUUCACGAAACCGAAGACGAUGGAGAUGUUCUGGCAUUUCUUACUGGACAGGAGGAGGUAGAGACCGUGGUGUGUAUGCUGCAGGAACAGGCCCGCACUCUGUCACGCCACGGCCUUAAGAAGCACCUGCGUGUGCUGCCCAUGUAUGCAGGCCUACCCUACAGUGAGCAGAUGAGAGUCUUUGAAAGGGUUCCUCCUACUGUACGAAAGGUGGUGGUAGCCACAAACAUCGCUGAGACCUCCAUCACCAUCAACGGCAUUGUGUUCGUCAUCGACUGCGCGUUUGUGAAGCUCCGAGCCUACGACUCUCGCACGGCUAUCGAUUCACUGGUGGUGACGCCCAUCUCGAAGGCGUCGGCCUCUCAGAGGGCGGGGAGGGCAGGACGAAUCAGAGCAGGGAAAUGCUUCCGCCUUUACACAGAGGAAGACUUCGAGAAGCUUCCAGAGUCCACGGUGCCAGAGAUGCAGCGCUGUGACCUGGCCCCCGUCGUGCUCCAUCUGAAGGCUCUGGGUGUGGACAAUGUCCUCCGCUUCAACUUUCUCUCUCCGCCACCAGCACAGUCUCUAGUGCAGGCCCUGGAGCUGCUGUAUGCCCUCGGUGGUCUGGACCAGUACGGCCGGCUGUCGGAGCCCGUGGGCGUGCACAUGGCAGAGUUCCCCCUGAGCCCCAUGUUUGCCAAAAUGCUGCUCGAGUCGGGCAACUUCGGCUGCUCCAAGGAGAUUGUUACCAUAGCAGCCAUGAUGCAGAUCCAGAAUGUCUUUGUGGCGCUGCCCAAUCAGAAGAAGGCUGCCGCGCGGGAGCACAGGAAGUUCUCUGUGGCGGAGGGUGAUCACCUGACCAUGCUCAAUGUGUACGAGGCCUUUGAGAAGCAUCAGAAGAGCUCUCGGUGGUGUCAGGAGCACUUCCUCAACUACAGAGGCCUGGUGCGUGCUGCCUCCAUCCGGGAGCAGCUGCGGCGCAUGCUCAACAAGUUCAGAGUUCCCCGCAACUCCAGCGAAGGUGACCCAGAUGUGAUUCUCAGGUGCAUCGUGUCAGGAUUCUUUGCUAAUGCUGCGCGUCUCCACCACUCUGGGUCCUACAGGACUUUACGGGACGACCGGGAGCUUCACAUCCAUCCGAACUCUGUGCUUUAUGGGGAAAAACCUCCAAAAUGGGUGGUGUUCAACGAGGUGCUUCAGACCUCCAAGUACUUCAUGCGGGAUGUGACAGCAGUGGAGUCUGCCUGGCUGGUGGAACUGGCCCCUCACUUCUAUAAGCAGGCCAAGCAUGGCUCACUGGCCAGUAAACGCAGCAAGAUUCUCUGAGCUGGCCUCCUGCUCCACGCCGCCCCCUACUGGUACUGGUCAUCAUCACAACUGGCUGAAGACUCCCGAACACGUCCAUGCAAACAUUUACACUUACACGUACAAACCUGGACACAUGUUUACACUCUCACACACACACGUUGCAGUGAGGCAGAAUAUUUAGUUUGUUCUGCGUAAACCCCACUGUCUCUCCUCACGGUCACUUGUACAUAGAUGUAGGAUGUAUUUAAUUCUUCAUGUUCAGAUGAGUACUUUCUGAACACGUGGCCCCGGAGGUCAAAGGUUGUCCGUGGCUCAGAAAAAUAUCGAUGGAUUUUGUCCUUUCUUGCUGGUCUUGGCAGUAGCACGGAAGGAAGGAACUCAGACUUGCUUCAUCACUGCACUUUGUUCAUCUGGUUUGUAGUGCGUAGUUUUUUGUAGUUACUUCAUUGGGUUUGUAGUUUUGUGAAGAAAAGGUGCGACACAGACCUACAUACAGAUCUACACGUCACACUCUCAGCUGAUGACGAAUCAAGCUGAUGACGAAUGAUGUUUAUGAAAUGUUUCCUAGUGUGUGAAAGUGCUGUGUUUAAACCGAACUCCCCUUCCUGUGGACACAGCAGGGACUGUUAAUGCACCGUUGGGCCACCAGGGGGCAAGGUUUUGCGUCUGCUCUCGUGUGAUGUCAGUCCUCAUUCUGCCUCUCACUGACUUUUUUUUUUUUUUUAAUUCUGAUUUUCCUCUUUUUGUUUAUUUUGUGUUUUUUUUUUUUUUUUUUUUUUGCGUUUGCGCUCUCGUUCCAUUGACGUUCCGCUGAUAAACAUCCCACAAACGUGCGAGGCGUUGGCCUGUGUGGAGUUCAGACGUAGAGAGCUAGCUGUCUGGAAGAUGAGCCCACACCACCACACCACUGUUCCUCACAUAGUGCUCUUGUAGAUGUCUGCAUGGUCGUAUACAGGACUGCAUACCUACGUAUUAACCUCGAGUAGCCUAGACAGAACUGGCUCCCAGUGCUCCAGAAUUACUGUCGGUUCUCCUCGUGUGUGCAUGGCCAGUUAAUCUGAACACUGUGACACCUUCACGCAGUGCUGAAUUACUGUAGUGACCUGCAGGAACAAUCUCCUGAAACUGUUGGUAGUUGAGAAAUAUUCAACAUUUCCUGCCAUUACUGUUGCAGUCCGUCGAACCAAAAAUAAACGUGUACACUCUCACA